CCCCCCUGUGGGAGUUUUCUUAUACAAUGCUGCUGUUUCUCACAUGCCGGCUUUCUCACACUGCGUGAUCCCUGUGUUUAAAUCCCAGAUAUGAAGGUGUUCUUCAGCUGUGACUUAGCAAGGCCAGUUUACUGGAAAUUCUCUUGGCAGCAUCCAUGAGAAGUCAGACACUGAGAAAUGGGGAAGAAGGAAGCGCAGAGUGCUGGGGUUCAUCGGUAAAUGAGCAGAGAAAUGGAACAUUUAACAAGAGAAAAGGUGGCCAAAGUAGCAACGCAGAAAGAGAACGCUUAGAUAUGGAAGGGAAAGUCAGCAGCUUGGUCUGUAUCAAAAGAUAAAGAUGGCACUUUCCCAAGUAAAUUGAAGCACCGGCUCCUUUACAUCAACCUGAAAUGUUUGCUCAGCGUGCUCAAUGUUGGGACAUAGAAAUAAAUGCAGGCUCUUGCUCUCAAGGGAAUAUCUCAAGUGUGUAAUGAUGCCAAACCCACAGUCCUGACAGUGUUAGGGCCUCUGAGGUCUGAUCAUGAGCAAAGUUUUUUGGACCGGCUCCUGGCUGAUUCCAGAGGCUUUUUCUUCCCUUUUUGUUCUUUCUUUUAAAUCUAACAUCAAGGUUCCCAACUCAGCUCACGCCUCGGCACAGAGAACUGCAGUGCCUGACUGGGUGCUGCUCUAGUGAUGGAGAAGCUGCUGUCGGAGCUACUGAGGGGUGCUGUGUGCAUGGAAUCUUCUGAGGACGGCUCAUUUCCAGCACAGUUCCUCUGAGUUCAACUACAAACAGUACAAGGUCUUGCUUAAGCCAAGCCGUGGUGGCUUUGCCAGGAGGAUGGGUACCAUGCCACCUGCUUGUACCUGAAAUGUAAUUAUCUUUAGUUAUUUCCGUUGAUAUGUUUGUUCUUUAGUUAUCUCUGUUAUCAUUCACCUGGUGAUGGCUGUGAGAUGGUUUCAGCAGUUAUUUCCCAGGUUGCUUCUGUCUCUUGCCCAGGAGAUCCUCUGGAAGAGACCUUUAAAGGCUGUCAGGUCCUAUUCCUGUGCAAUGAACGGGGACACCCACAGCUCCAUCGUUGUGCAGAGCCCCCUUUGUGACCUUGGGAGAUAAAAGAAUUUUGCAGUAAAACUUAAAUGCAAGUAUUUGCCCUGCUGGCUUCCAGAACUUGAACUCCACUGGCCUUCAGAAGUUCAUUCCGCAACCCGCUGCCCGCAGCCUCUGAUAGCGGAAAUCUGUUUGAUAACAUGAACAUGGUGUGUGGACCUGGCUUCCCUUUCAAGCCGUGGCUGCCAUCGCCGCUAUCACACCUCGUGCGUUAUGGGAGUUCCGCAGCAUGAUCAAAUGCACCAUCCCAGAGAGCCACCCUUUCCUUAGAUUUGAUGACUACGGCUGCUACUGCGGCUUGGGUGGCAGUGGGACACCCGUGGAUGAGCUGGACAGGUGCUGCCAAGCCCACGAUGAAUGUUACUCCGCGGCAGAGAACAAGACCGUGUGCUCCUCCUUCCUGGACACCCCCUACACGGAGAUAUACAAGUACUCCUGCAAGAACGAGGAGAUCACAUGCAGCAGUGCCAACAACGAGUGCGAGAUGUUCGUGUGUAACUGCGACCGCACAGCCGCCAUGUGCUUCGCCAAGGCGCCCUACGACCCCGCUCACCACCGCCUGGACAAGAAGAAAUACUGCAGCACUUAAAGCGCAGCAUGGCUGCCAACAAUAAACGCCCCGCACCACG
This is a messenger RNA of Coturnix japonica (Japanese quail), 1716 nucleotides long. Its product is annotated as phospholipase A2, minor isoenzyme-like. Gene Ontology annotation, molecular function: calcium ion binding; phospholipid binding; signaling receptor binding. Gene Ontology annotation, biological process: arachidonate secretion; fatty acid biosynthetic process; lipid catabolic process. Lineage: Eukaryota; Metazoa; Chordata; Aves; Galliformes; Phasianidae. The record is from RefSeq and is a predicted model, not a curated record.